AUGACUUACUUAGCUGUAAAGAGAUUAGCUUCUACAGUAAAACGACUAAAAGCUGAGAAACUUUAUGAUGCUUAUGGAGAAGUUUUUAGUGAAUGGGAACAAGAAGGCAUCAUAGAAGAAGUACCAAAAAGCGAAAUUGAUGUAACAUGCCAUUAUCUACCACAUCGACACGUAGUAAAAGAAAACAGUACUACACGAAUCAGGCCAGUGUUUGAUGCCUCGGCCAAACAAAAAGGAUCCCCUAGUCUCAAUGAUUGUCUAGAAAAAGAAUUGCAACAAUUCAUACAAGUUGCUUCAGAUACUUUAGCUACAAGAAAGCUAGAAUUACGUGGUUGGGAAUAUAGUGACCCAACAGAUAAUUCCUCUAGUACCACAAAUGUAUUAGGAAUGAUUUGGGAACGAUGUGGAGAUUACCUUUGCCUUAAUAUUACUAACAUCACCUACAGUCUACCAGAAAUUUUGUCUAAAAGAGAGAUUUUAGCUACUACACACAAAAUAUUCGACCCUUUAGGAAUAGCUUGCCCCGUAACUCUUGUGCCGAAACUUUUACUUCAGCACCUAUGGGAAGUUAAGUUAUCUUGGGACCAAGAAGUUGAUUCAAAUUCAAAAUCACAAUUUUGUAAAUGGUUGAAUGAUUUGCAGUGUCUGGAAAGAAUGAGAAUACCAAGAUGGUUAAACUGUGAUCGUGAGAUUGAAAAUAUCUCACUUCAUUUCUUCAGUGAUGCGAGUAAACUUGCAUAUUCAGCUGUGGCCUUUGUUCGAGUACAAACAAGAGAUUCGGUUCAAGUUCAUUUGGUGCAAGCUAAAGCGAGAGUUGCACCCAGCGGAAGGAAAAAGACAACAAUAGCUCGAUUGGAACUUCUUGGAGCUACAAUAUGUGCACGUUUAGCAUCCAGCAUAAUACCUGAAUUUCAAGCUGAUGAUAUUUAUUUUUGGACAGAUUCGUCUACUGUGCUAGCUUGGAUACAGAGAAAUGAAGUAUGGGACGUAUUUGUUCACAACAGAAUUAAGGAAAUAAAGCAACUGACUUCUAUUGAAUCCUGGAGGCACGUACCAGGAUCACUGAAUCCUGCUGAUUUGCCCAGUAGAGGAUGCUCUGCUUCUUAUUUAAUUAAAUCCAGAUGGUGGGAAGGACCUAAAUGGCUAUAUUUAUCACCUGAAAAAUGGCCAAAAGAAGAUUUUAGUGCUGAUGAAGAAGAAAUAGCUCUUGAGAAAAAGAAAAGGAUUAUUUCGUCCUUAAUAAAUCUUAAUGCUAGUGAAAUAGUUGCUACUAGAUUCUCAAGUUAUCGUAAGACAAUCAGACUGGUAGCGUGGAUGUGUCGUUUUGUUUACAACUGUAAACAUCAAAACAAGAAAAAGGAUGAACUUACUGUAUCUGAGUUAAAUGAAGCAGAGAAUAUCUUGAUUCGUUUAAUACAAAAUGAGUCCUUUAAUGGAAUAGAAGAUAAACGGAUUUUAAGUCUUAAUCCAUUCAUUGAUUGUGGGAUCAUCAGAACUAAAACAGCAAUAUUUCAAAGAGAAGAUACAUCUGAGUUCAGAACUCCUGCUAUUUUGCCAAGUGAUCAUCCUCUUAUACGAAGUGCAAAAUGGAGAAGUCAUAAGAGCUGUACAAAAUCUUUAUCCUUUGGAAUUAUCGACUGCCGAGGAACUUCCAUCGAAAUUCAGCGGAAGUCAACCAUGCGAAAAUAUUUCGGUAGAGCAAACUCCAAUUGA
Messenger RNA from Stegodyphus dumicola, 1713 nucleotides. RefSeq lists its product as uncharacterized. The record is from RefSeq and is a predicted model, not a curated record. Lineage: Eukaryota; Metazoa; Arthropoda; Arachnida; Araneae; Eresidae.